AUGAAGGAAUCAAAGGGUUUGGAGUGGUGGGUGGUAAUGUUAGCUUUGAUAUGGCUUUGUGGUAUUGGGUGUUUUGGUUUUUGGGAGGAAGAGAGGUUUGCUCUCUUGCAACUCAAAGCUUCCAUAAACUACCCAAAUGAAACUUCUUUGCCAUCUUGGGAGGACAGAGUGGAAGGUUAUAACAGUAUGGAGAGCGACUGUUGUUAUUGGGAAGGAGUUGAAUGCAACGAGACCACAUCUCAUGUAAUUAAGCUUUUCCUUAACUCUACAAGGAAUUGGUCUUUAGGAGAUUGGUAUUUCAAUGCCUCUUUGUUUCUUCCCUUUAAAGAGCUCCGAAAUCUUGACUUAUCUAACAACCAGCUUGUUGGUUGGGUCGCAAAUGAAGCAGGUUUCGAAAGAUUAUCUGUGUUGAGCAAGCUGGAGGUCCUUCGGUUGGAUUACAAUUACUUCAAUAACAGCAUCCUAUCAUCUCUUGGAUUGCUUUCGUCACUUCAGAGACUAUACAUAAGUGUGAACUAUUUGAAUGGAUCUAUUCACCUGCAAGACUUUCCUGCUACGAGCAACCUGGAAGAGCUGGACUUGAGUUAUAACGGAAAUAUUACCAGCCUCACUACCAUGAUAGGUAUGAAGAGCUUAAACAAGCUUCAAGUUCUUCGCAUGAAAGGCAUCACAUUUAAUGCAAGUGUUUUACAUUCACUAGGUGCAUUGCCAUCUCUCAGGAAGUUAAUCCUUAGAGUGGAGGGAUUGGUCACCAAAAAAGUGGAUGAGAAGGAUUUGCCUGUCAACAAAAGUAGAAUGAUAUGUAAUUACCGCUAUAGAUUAGUAGAAAAGUUUUCUUGA
This is a messenger RNA of Ilex paraguariensis (yerba mate), 840 nucleotides long. The record is from the annotation of a GenBank genome assembly. NCBI's taxonomy places the organism in Eukaryota, Viridiplantae, Streptophyta, Magnoliopsida, Aquifoliales, Aquifoliaceae.